CAUGGCCGACGAGGCAGCGGAGGUAAACACAGCCGUAGAGGAGGAGACGCUACAACCGCGCGAUGAGCCCGAAGUACCGGAAGCCGCGAGCGGCGACGAGUCCGGUGGCAGCGACGAGCGGGACCGGGCGGAGCCGCCGGCCGCGGCACCGGCGGCAGGGAGCAGCUGGUCGGCUCCCAUCUUGUCUCUGGCUCGGAAGGCCACGGAAACGAUCAGCAGCGGGGUGAGCUACGCCGCCCAGAGGCGCCCCUCACACGGGUCCACCGCCCCGACGGACCGGGAGUCCGGACCGGAGCUCCACGCGGCGACGGCGCUCCCAGCCCCGCCCCCCAGGGACCCGAUGGCCAUCGAGAGAUCCAACCUGCUCAGCAUGAUGAAGCUGAGCAUCAAGGUGUUGAUCCAGUCCUCGUUGAGCCUGGGCCGGACCCUGGACUCGGACUACCCCCCUCUGCAGCAGUUCUUCAUCGUCCUGGAGCAUUGCCUGAAACACGGGCUGAAAGCAAAGAAAUCCUUCAUCGGUCAGAACAAGUCCAUCUGGGGCCCGCUGGAGCUGGUGGAGAGGUUGUGUCCCGAGUCCGUGAACAUCGCCACGAGCGCCAGAGACCUGCCGGGCAUCAGGACCGGCCUGGGCCGAGGACGGGCCUGGCUGCAUCUGGCGCUCAUGCAGAAGACGAUGGCCGACUACAUGACGGCUCUGCUGGACCGCAGAGGCCUCCUGAGCGAGUUCUACGAGUCCGGAGCGUUGAUGCUGGAGGAGGAGGGCGCGGUGCUGGGGGGCCUCCUGGUGGGCCUCAACGUCAUCGACGCCAACCUCUGCAUCAAAGGGGAGGAUCUGGAUUCUCAGGUGGGAGUCAUCGACUUCUCCCUGUACCUGAAGGACCCCGCCAAGAGCGAGACGCCAAAAAAUGACGCCAAGAUGACGGCCAUCUUGGAUCAGAAGCACUACAUCGAAGAGUUAAACCGUCACCUGAGCGGCACCGUCACCGACCUGCAGGCCAAGGUGGACGCCAUCGAGAAGACCAACAGGAAACUGCUAGAGGAGCUGACGGCGGCGACCGACAGAAUCAACUCUCUGAGGGAAGAACGGCAACAUCUCAGGAAGGAGAACGAGACGAUCUUACAGUCCAGCCAGAAGAAGGAAGAGGCAGCGCUUCAGGACAGCCAGGUGGAGCUGGAGACGUACAAGCAGACCCGACAGGGCCUGGACCAGAUGUACAACGUGGCCUGGAAGCAGUUCAAGGAGGAGAGGCGCAUUCGCCAGGAGCUGGAGCGAGAGCUGGAGCUGCAGGUGGGCCUGAAGCAGGAGAUGGAGGUGGCCAUGCGGCUGCUGGAGAAGGACACGCACGAGAAGCAGGACACGCUGGCCGCCCUGAGGCUGCAGCUGGGCCAGGUGAAGACCCUCAACCUGCAGAUGUUCCACAAAGCUCAGGACUGGGAGCGCGUGGCGGGCGAGAAGCAGAGCGAGGCGGUGCAGCUGGAGCAGAAGAUGGACGACAUGGAGAGAGCCACGGCGGAGCUGGAGCGCAGGCUGCAGAACUCUGAGCGGGAGCGUCAACACAGCGACCGGUCGGACCGAGAGCUGAGGGCGGAGCUGCAGGGGACGGUGGACGCUCUGCAGAAGCAGCUGACUGACCUGGACACACAAAGGCUGGGUCUGGAGGGCGAGCUGCGCUCCGAGCGGGAGCAGCGGCAGAGCCUGCAGAGGGCGCUGCUGCAGGAGCAGGACAACAGCACCGAGCUGCGCACGCAGCUGCAGCAGCUGCAGGGCCUCCACGCGGUCAGCCCCUCACGCCGCCGGGAGCUGCAGGACCUGAAGCAUGAGAAGCGGCAGCUGCAGCAGACGUGUGGGCAGCAGGAGCAGGCGCUGCAGGAGAUGGGGCAUCACCUCAGCCAGUCUAAACUCAAGAUGGAGGACUUCAAGGAGGUCAACAAAGCUCUGAAGGGCCACGCCUGGCUGAAGGACGACGAGGCCACCCAGUGCAAGCAGUGCGAGAAGGAGUUCUCCAUCGCACGCAGGAAGCACCACUGUCGAAACUGUGGCGACAUCUACUGCAACUUCUGCUCCAGUAACGAGCUGGCCCUGCCGUCAUACCCCCGGCCGGUGAGGGUGUGUGACGUGUGCCACGGCCUCCUGCUGCACAGGAGCUCCACCACCACGGCCUCCUGACGGAGGAGCUCCACCACCACGGCCUCCUGACGGAGGAGCUCCACCACCACCACGGCCUCCUGACGGAGGAGCUCCACCACCACGGCCUCACGAUGGAGGAGCUCCACCGCCACGGCCUCACGAUGGAGGAGCUCCACCGCCACGGCCUCACGAUGGAGGAGCUCCACCGCCACGGCCUCACGAUGGAGGAGCUCCACCGCCACGGCCUCACGAUGGAGGAGCUCCACCGCCACGGCCUCACGAUGGAGGAGCUCCACCGCCACGGCCUCACGAUGGAGGAGCUCCACCGCCACGGCCUCACGAUGGAGGAGCUCCACCGCCACGGCCUCACGAUGGAGGAGCUCCACCGCCACGGCCUCACGAUGGAGGAGCUCCACCGCCACGGCCUCACGAUGGAGGAGCUCCACCACCACGGCCUCCUGCUGCACAGGAGCUCCACCGCCACGGCCUCACGAUGGAGGAGCUCCACCACCACGGCCUCCUGACGGAGGAGCUCCACCGCCACGGCCUCCUGACGGAGGAGCUCCACCACCACGGCCUCCUGCUGCACAGGAGCUCCACCGCCACGGCCUCACGAUGGAGGAGCUCCACCACGGCCUCCUGCUGCACAGGAGCUCCACCGCCACGGCCUCACGAUGGAGGAGCUCCACCGCCACGGCCUCCUGACGGAGGAGCUCCACCGCCACGGCCUCCUGACGGAGGAGCUCCACCGCCACGGCCUCACGAUGGAGGCGCUCCACCACCACGGCCUCCUGCUGCACAGGAGCUCCACCGCCACGGCCUCACGAUGGAGGAGCUCCACCGCCACGGCCUCACGAUGGAGGACCUCCACCGCCACGGCCUCACGAUGGAGGAGCUCCACCGCCACGGCCUCACGAUGGAGGAGCUCCACCGCCACAGCCUCACGAUGGAGGAGCUCCACCACCACGGCCUCCUGACGGAGGAGCUCCACCGCCACGGCCUCCUGACGGAGGAGCUCCACCGCCACGGCCUCACGACGGAGGCGCUCCACCACCACGGCCUCCUGCUGCACAGGAGCUCCACCGCCACGGCCUCACGAUGGAGGCGCUCCACCACCACGGCCUCCUGCUGCACAGGAGCUCCACGGCCUCCUGACGGAGGAGCUCCACCGCCACGGCCUCCUGACGGAGGAGCUCCACCGCCACGGCCUCCUGACGGAGGAGCUCCACCGCCACGGCCUCCUGACGGAGGAGCUCCACCGCCACGGCCUCCUGACGGAGGAGCUCCACCGCCACGGCCUCCUGCUGCGGAGGAGCUCCACCGCCACGGCCUCCUGCUGCGGAGGAGCUCCACCACCACACGAUGAUUUUAUACGGGUGUUUGAAGAAUGUCAUCAAAUCUGAGAUGUGAUUUGGUGGUCCAUUUCCACUGUUGCCUGAAAUUCAGGAGAAGUAAUUAAUCUGUAUUAAACCCUUUUAACUGACCGGAUGAGCGAACAUUUAUGGAGACUUGUUUACUUAAAAUGUAGGAUGAGAUUAAUUUCUUUGGAAUUUGAUUUAACUGAACCUUAGUUACAUUCAGGAUCAUCAGUGUACUUCUUUAUUCUAUCUUUUUACAGCUAUGGAUCACUGCUACAUGCAAACUCAUUGUAUGAUGAGAAUGUUGAAUCUAUUUUAGAAUGUAUUACCUGGUUUUGUAGAUUGUGUAACUGCUACAAAGCCAUCUUGAUUAAUUUGGUGAUGAAUGUUUUGUAUACGUAUUUGAUAAAUGAAAUAAAGACUCCUUUUUUGCAACGCUCAAUUCAA
This is a messenger RNA of Pseudoliparis swirei, 3933 nucleotides long. It is a transcript of the gene rufy1, whose product is annotated as RUN and FYVE domain containing 1. Gene Ontology annotation, biological process: protein transport; regulation of endocytosis. Lineage: Eukaryota; Metazoa; Chordata; Actinopteri; Perciformes; Liparidae. Bases 2 to 2167 code for a protein of 721 amino acids. Gene Ontology annotation, molecular function: metal ion binding. The record is from RefSeq and is a predicted model, not a curated record. Gene Ontology annotation, cellular component: cytoplasm. The transcript has 17 exons.